AUGCCUCUGAGUCAUUUCAUAAGGCUAUGCAUCAUCUCGGCAUCCUUAAUCACAGCUGUUCCACAUAACGUUGUACCCACCGUCACUUCAGUACCAGCUUCGCUACCUUCCCAGCUCCAGCAGAAUGUUCCAUCCUGCGCUCAUUCUUGCAUACGAUCUUCGUUGUCAGAGCGCUUCCCAAUAGCGUGCACUGCUCAGGACGAUAUUGGGUGUCUCUGCUCUCGCUACAGCACUAUUGGAGAGUCAUUAGGGGAAGUGGCCCUAGGUUGUGUAUACGCUGCUUGCGGGAAAAUCGAUGCUGCAGCAUCAGCGUAUAAUGUGUGUCUUGGCCAGAGGAACGCCGUUUUGCCCACCAAGACUGCUCUUACUGUUGUUCCAAGCAACGGCCCUAGCACAACUUCUCGCUAUUCAACAUCAUCCACAACAUCAACCUCGAAAGGAAUAUAUCCGUCCAUUACAAGGACAACAUUAGAAACGAAGACAUCUGCUAGCCAGCCUGUCUUUGUUGAUUCCAUCUCUCUUCCUGCGUCCGCCACAUCAACAUCCAUAUCGACACCAACCUCAAUUGUCGCACCAGCCACGAACGAUGACCGUCCUAAGAUGACCCCAGCUCAGAUCGCCGGACUCUCGGUAGCGGCUGUUUCAGCAUUCAUCAUUGCCAUUGGUCUGAUGGCAUUGAGUGUCUUUUUAAGGAGAAGGAAAGAGGCAAAGAGCAUAUAUGUGCAUGGGAAGGACCAAGACCACAGAAGACGACAGUCGGCGCACUUCUCACAUUAUGUUCCUGUCAAUGACGUGUCAGAAGCUUCCACUCAACUCCCUAUCCUACCGCCUCCAGCAGCUUCACGAGAUGGACCCAGGUAUCCUCGACUAGUCACUCCAUCACCAUUUAGCACUUUGGGAAUUUCAGCCGCAGGCUCAGGUCGUACUGUAGUAAGACCAGGUGUUGGUACAGCAAUCAGUGCAGCAUCUGUUCCCAUGUCACAGAUUGGUCUUGCCAUUAGCGCUGAGUUGGAAGGCUGUCCUGCGCCUGCGAAAUCUUCCAACCACCCAAGGCAGAAGAUUACAGCAGAACACUUCCGACCCGUGAGUACCCGCACCGAGAAUACUGUUUUCGAAGAGGAUGAAAUCGCCGCUCGCCAUCGGUCCUCAAAACUCCUCCCAACACCACCAGUCCCCAUUGUCCCAAUUCGAAGCUUACAACCUUCUCGUCUCAAUUCAAAAACUCCAACAACUUCGGCUACAUCCUCAACCCACGCAGUAAGCCGUUCAGAGUUGUUUCUUGAUAUCCCAGUCCGCCAUGAGAGACCCCAGCCGAAGAGAGUUGCGAUAACAGGCUGGUCGUCGACAGGUCCCCCAGCUCUAGAUUGCCCUGCACCCAAAACACAAGCUCCCUCGUCCAUCUUUCGGCGGACUACCUCCUCAUCAGAAACAUCCAUAACACCUGCCAGUGCUGCCGACAUUCCAAAUUACUACUUCACCUCCUCCCCUUGCCCGGCGCGUGAUAUAACACCACGUCAAGACUCGGACACGCUACCCACCAAUAAGUCUCAAUCCCAUGCCCCUAGAGCCCGUCGAAGCCCUGGUACAACACUCGGCUCACGCACCGUCUCGCGUACUUCAACGCGGCGAACAUUCCGCGACUCUACUUCAAGUCAAACAUCCUUCGAAACUGCAGACCCCAACGACCCCACGCCUGAAGACGACUCAGACGACAAGCAACUUUCAGAUGACAACAAGCUGUCUCCUGUCGCGGAGAGUCCUAUACACGCUCUGAAGUACCCCAAGGUGCCAAGGGCGUCCAACCAGUCGGUCCCCAGGAGUCCGAAGAUCGGAAGUACACGCAAGAGCAGGGAGGAAGGAAGAUUCUAUAUCCGCCCUCUCCCAGAGCCUUCAUCGCUGUUGGUCAAGAGAAGAGGGGAGCGUGAAGCCCAACAACUCGAGAACAAAUUGGUACUCAGUGACCCUUUCGUCACGCCAACACGUCGCCAGCUGCGCUUACAUACACGCAACGCAAGUGCCAACUCUUGGGACCACACACCAGCGUCCAAGAUCGAGCAUCAAAGCUACAACAACAGUCCAUUGGUCGAUGAGGCGGAUGUUGUUAGGCCACUAAGCAUCGUUAAGAAGACUGAUAUUUCAAGGAAGAGUAGAGAGGGAGGCGAAAUGAUAGGGCUCAAUAGCCCAGUAUGGAUUCCACAUCUGACGCCUACACGGAAAGGAGAGGACUUGUUUAUCAGUGUAGGUUGGGGUGAGAACCAUGGAAAAAGACGAAACGAGUGA
This is a messenger RNA of Ascochyta rabiei, 2280 nucleotides long. RefSeq lists its product as uncharacterized. Bases 1 to 2280 code for a protein of 759 amino acids. Lineage: Eukaryota; Fungi; Ascomycota; Dothideomycetes; Pleosporales; Didymellaceae. The transcript has a single exon. The record is from RefSeq and is a predicted model, not a curated record.